Castor canadensis (American beaver) is the source of this 2593-nucleotide messenger RNA. It is a transcript of the gene Tril, whose product is annotated as TLR4 interactor with leucine rich repeats. The record is from RefSeq and is a predicted model, not a curated record. NCBI's taxonomy places the organism in Eukaryota, Metazoa, Chordata, Mammalia, Rodentia, Castoridae. Gene Ontology annotation, molecular function: protein binding.
AUGGAGGCUGUCCGCACCGUGCGCUUCCUGCUCGUGCUGUGCGGCUGCCUUGCGAUCCCGCCGCGGGCAGAGCCCGUGUGCCCAGAUCGCUGCGACUGCCAGCACCCCCAGCACCUUCUGUGCACCAACAGGGGGCUCCGCGCUGUGCCCAAGACCAGCUCUCUGCCUAGCCCCCAAGACGUGCUCACCUACAGUCUAGGUGGCAACUUCAUAACUAACAUCACCGCCUUCGACUUCCAUCGUCUGGGACAACUCCGACGGCUGGACCUGCAGUACAAUCAGAUCCGCUCUCUGCACCCCAAGACCUUCGAGAAGCUCUCGCGGCUGGAGGAGCUCUACUUGGGAAACAACCUCUUGCAGGCGCUGGCGCCGGGCACGCUGGCCCCCCUGCGCAAGCUGCGCAUCCUCUACGCCAACGGAAACGAGAUCGGCCGCCUGAGCCGCGGUUCCUUCGAGGGCCUGGAGAGUUUAGUCAAGUUGCGGCUGGAUGGGAACGCCCUGGGGGCACUGCCGGACGCAGUUUUCUCCCCCUUGAGCAACCUGCUCUACCUACAUCUGGAGUCUAACCGGAUCCGCGUUUUGGGCAAGAAUGCCUUCGCCCAACUGGGCAAGUUACGCUUCCUUAACCUCUCUGCCAACGAGCUGCAGCCCUCCCUACGCCACGCGGCCACCUUCGCACCGCUGCGCUCCCUGUCCACUCUCAUCCUCUCUGCUAACAGUCUGCAGCACCUCGGCCCGCGCGUCUUCCAGCACCUGCCGCGCCUCGGCCUGCUCUCGCUCAGGGGCAACCAGCUCACGCAUCUCGCGCCUGAGACCUUUUGGGGGUUGGAGGCCCUUCGUGAGCUGCGCCUGGAGGGCAAUCGGCUAAGCCAGCUUCCCUUGGCUCUGCUGGAACCUCUGCAGAGCCUGGAAGCGCUGGACCUAAGUGGUAACGAGCUGUCUGUCCUGCACCCCGCCACCUUCGGCCACCUGGGCCGGCUGCGCGAGCUCAGCCUGCGCGACAAUGCGCUCAGUGCCCUCUCCGGAGACAUCUUCGCCGCCAGCCCGGCCCUCUACCGGCUGGAUCUAGACGGCAACGGUUGGACCUGCGACUGCCGGCUUCGGGGCCUGAAACGCUGGAUGGGCGACUGGCACUCGCAGGGCCGGCUCCUCACGGUCUUUGUGCAGUGUCGCCACCCCCCGGCCCUGCGGGGCAAGUACCUGGAUUACCUGGAUGACCAGCUGCUGCAGAACGGGUCUUGUGCGAAUGCCUCGCCCUCGCCAACCGCCGACAGUAGACAGCGGUCCCCGUCCACAACUGCCAGGGAGGAGAUGACGCCCCCUGUAGGAGAUCUCGUGGAAGAGCUGCCACCGCAGCCGGAGCCCCAGCAGCGGGGGCGAUUUCUAGCUGGGGUGGCCUGGGAUGGGGCCGCCAGGGAGCUCAUGAGCAACCGUAGUCUAAGGUUGAGCCGGCGGGGUCCGGGCCUCCAGCAUCACGGCCCCUCUGCUGUUGCGGCAGUGGGCCGUGCUCCACAGCCCCUGGACCUUCAUGAGAAGCGGGAGCGGGUACGUCCGACUCGUGUGGAUCCCGUCCACACGGAGCCCACCCCGACUGCCGAGCCUGCCUCUGCGCCACUGCCUGCCAGGGACUCCAAGGAGCGCGCAGCAAAGCAGCGCCUGGCCGCGGAGCAGCAGGAGCACGCUGCCCAGUCAGAUGGCGGGGUCGGGCUUCCGCCUCUGGUGUCGGACCCGUGUGACUUCAACAAGUUCAUUUUGUGCAACUUGACGGUGGAGGCGGUGGGCACCGACAGCGCCUCGGUGCGCUGGGCCGUGCGCGAGCACCGUAGCCCGGGGCCGCUGGGUGGCGCGCGCUUCCGCCUGCUCUUCGAUCGUUUUGGCCAGCAGCCCAAGUUCCACCGCUUCGUCUACCUGCCCGAGCGCAGCGACUCGGCCACGCUGCGCGAACUGCGCGGGGACACCCCCUACCUGGUGUGUGUGGAGGGCGUGCUUGGGGGCCGAGUUUGCCCCGUGGCCCCCCGGGACCACUGCGCAGGAUUGGUCACCCUGCCAGAGGCAGGGAGCCGGGGUGGCGUCGACUACCAGCUGCUGACCAUGGCUCUUCUGGCAGUCAACGCGCUGCUGGUGCUCUGCCUUGCGGCUUGGGCCUCGCGCUGGCUGCGGAGGAAGCUGCGCGCCAGACGGAAAGGCGGGGCCCCGGUCCACGUGCGCCACAUGUACUCCACCCGACGGCCCCUGCGCUCCAUGGGCACCGGCGUGUCCGCGGACUUCUCGGGAUUCCAGUCGCACCGGCCACGCACUACGGUGUGCGCGCUCAGCGAGGCAGACCUCAUUGAGUUCCCCUGCGACCGCUUCAUGGACAGUGCUGGCGGUGGCGCAAGUGGCAGCUUGAGACGGGAGGAUCACCUCCUACAAAGAUUUGCAGACUAGGUCAAGGCUUCCAGGCUUGUGGAGACUAUCUUGUUGGCCUUGAAGAGCCACCUUUCCGUGGGGCUCCCCAACCCCUCUAACAGAAGGUCUGCUUUAUCAGACCAGAGAGGCCACAGGGGACAGAGAGCCAAUCUGGGUACCACCGUCCACUUCUUUGCUCCCAGGU